AUGGAGGCUGCCACCGGCAACAUCGACUGGAAGGAGCUCAAGGUGAAGAUGCGGCAGAAAGUGCAGGUGUGGCUUCAACAACCGUUGUUCCCACCUGUGCUUCUUAUGCUUCAGGCCUUGCGGCCAAUGUCUCGAUUUUACCACCGCCUGAUUUAUUCGGGCAGUGCGGAAUGGGAAGACAUUGAGAGGACGAAAGAGUCCCAAGGCUGCCGUCGAUCGUAUGCGGUGCUUGAGGCGGCGCGGGAAUCAGAUCUCAAUGCUUACCGGCGGAGUGUGAGUGACACCUUCCACGAGCAGAUCGUGCUUCUCCCGCGAUGGUGUCACUUCCGCCACUACCAGGUGCUUCUGUUUCGCAUGCUCAGCCGCAAUGUGUGCAGCACGGAGUUUCUGAUCGGCACAACCUACAGGUCAUACCCAAUCAAGCUCUUCAAGAGUUUAGACAAGGUGCACGAGGCGAAGGAUCCGGAGUGCAUGCACUGCCGUCUCACAAAGCUGAUCCUCUCGGAGGGUUGUGACCUGGACAGUCCUGAGUCGCAAGCUGUUCUGACGGCCAUCGCUUCAAUGUUUCAGUUGCACAUUGCUUCGAUAGAAGCCCGCCAUGCAUCAACACGGAGAAUCACAACCAUCAAAUCGGUGCAAACACACCGCCCGACACUGACGGCCGUGGGGGCCGAUUGGUUCUGCCGUGACAUGCCUGUGUCCGGAACAGCCCAAGCAGACACCGUGCCGCCCGAGCCGAAGCAGCCGGAGCGAAAGAAUCCUUGGAAUGCAUUCCUCAGCGAGAAGUGCCGCCGCAGAAUCUCUGACCUCGGCAGCACUUCGUACGCUGCUGUCGUUGAGGAGUACCGUAGCUUGACACCCGCAGAGCAUCAGAGGUACCAAGAGAUGGCAGACGUGGCUUUCUGUGCGAGAGCCCGAGGUCUGCCGGGUUAUGCUCAUCAUGGUGCUAUUCCUGCAGCAGCGGCAUCAUCUUCUGGCUCUGGCAAGGAAGUGGCCGUGGAAGCUCUUGUGGCUGUGCCUGCCGCUGGCCACCAGGAGUUGGCAGUCCCUGACCAGGCUUACAAGUUGAUGGCUGCAGACUUGUCAGACAAACUGCAGGUGGUUCAGCAGGAGUAUCACAGGCGAUCUGCGUCUGUGAAAGACUGGUGUGACAUUUUUCGCGACAGCCGGGUUCAGCAUCGGCAAGAUCAAGAGCAUCUUUUUCGAGAAUGUGGUGUGGUGGAGCAUGUGCCUGCGCUUAAUGGCCUCGUGUCGGCGGAAAUGCGCGUACCAGCGGACAAGAUCGGCGAAGAUCUGCUCUCAGUUGGUGAAAAGAGCACCUUGCGGGCCUCUCUUUUGGACAAGUGGCAGAGCAUGUGUGACUUGAUUUUGAACACAGAUGAGACACCAUUUCCAGAUGCUUCAGAUGCUCUUCCAACUCGUUGUGCACAGCUCGGCAUGUGUGUCUGUGCUUCACGUGGCUUGCAAGCUUACCUCUUUCAUUGCAGGCUGAUUUUCUGUUUGAAGGCAUUCUUCACACCCAAGAGAUCCCGCAAGAUUCGGGAUGCUGCUGGCAACAUGGUGAUCAAGGAGCUGUCGCAAGCCGAGCAGCAUCAGCAGACAAAACUGAAAUCCAACCGAAAGCUUCUGGAUGAUGGUUUCGUUGUUGUUUGCUUGCGGCCAUCCAGCCGAACUGCCGCAGCAGAAGAGGUUCUGCCUCACAAGUACAUGCACUCCUCCUGGAAAGCUUUGGCCCUGACUGCAAUGAAUGUCAGUGCGGAGGGUGAAGCAGAUUCUCCAACUUCCCUCUGGCUCCAUCUCGGCCACAUCAAUUAUACGACGUGGGCUCUCGGUGUGUUGCGUCUGGACGAAGCUGGUGCUGAUGAGGCUCGGCCUGAGUACACGAAGCUUCAAGUGCCCACACCUCAAGAAUGUUGCCAUUCCGUCAGAAUGUUUGAGCAAAGCGGCAUCAAUUUCAGUGGCCCGUGGCAGUUCACUGUCAGCAUGAUCUUGAGCAACAAUGAUGAGCUGGAAAGGGCCAGCAUGCGACCCGACACAGUGCUUGUGAAACAGCAUGCAGAAGUGCCCAACAUGGAAUUCUGGCAGGGCUGGCCGGCAGAACAGGCCCGCCAUGAAAAGAACUCCAAAAGUCGACCUGUGCCUUCAUCUGGCAAGCGGAAGAAGGAGACAUCUUCAGCCACAGCUGGGUUCCGGAAAAGAACCCAAGUCUGCGCCGGGCUCAUCCACGGAUGCCGUGGAGCCUCUGCCUGCACACGAACCGGAGGACGAUGUGGCUGGAGAUCCAGUGGAAGAAGAUCUUCUGCAUGA
Symbiodinium sp. CCMP2592 is the source of this 2307-nucleotide messenger RNA. The record is from the annotation of a GenBank genome assembly. Lineage: Eukaryota; Dinophyceae; Suessiales; Symbiodiniaceae.